AUGUUCCCCACAACCCAGUCAACUCUUGAAGAGGAAGAGGAACGGACGGCGGUUGCCAGAGAGGCGGGAAAGUGCGAGGAGAGAAUGCGAACAAAGCGUGAAAAGAUGACCCAUCAGCAGUGGCUUGUUCAAGGUCCUUUCGGCAAUGACAGUAGAAGUGAGAGGAGGGAGGAGUGGGAGCUGGGGGAAGGUGAAAUGGACUGCACGGUCGACACCAGACGGAGACGUAAGCGGCGAAUACUGUUCAGCAAACAACAAACCUACGAGCUGGAGAGACGUUUUCGUGAACAGCGCUAUCUCUCGGCGGCUGAGCGAGAACAAAUGGCCAGACUAAUCAAUCUUACACCCAACCAGGUAGGUAAAAUUUACUGUUCAUUCAGUAUUGUGUCAGUUAUGAUAGUGGUCUCGCGACAGGCAUCCUGAGAGAUCUAGACACGCAGGUUGGGUCUUUCAGAUCCCAUAAGAAACCUGUUAGAAGUAGUGAGCGAUAUUCUUGGGUUUUGUUAACUUUAAUAUCGUUGUUAUUUCCUCCCCAGGCCCUGAAGUAACAGGGUCUAGUCAUGGUUGCGUAAAUUCUAAUGGACAGCGACUGCAACAGAUCUUCAUUUAUAGACUAGUACGUGUCAAAAUUAUAUGGGACAUUUAUUACAAGCACGUGUCCGGUGGACGUUCAAAGUGGCUACUGAUCUCGACUACUACAUUCACACCUCCCCCUGAAAAGCUCGUCGCCUCCUCGAUUACUGUGAGAACUCGUGUUUCCAGCCAUCGCGAAUUAUGACUAAUAGGCCGAUCGAAACCGACUGAAAAACGAGCUCGUGGUUCAGUAGAUAGGAGAAUUGGACUUAUAACCAACAGGUCGUGAGAUCAAGCCUCAGGUGUUCCACACGUCGAGGCUGCGUAUGACUGGCUGACGAUGGCUAAUGAGCCAGAAACAGCUAUUCCAGUCUCCAUUGUCUUGGUCGAUAAUGUCAUACUGGACCGCGUGUUAGGAUGACACCCGCUACGGGGAAAGCUCAUUUUGUCAAAUACCCUGGAGCAAUACUUUUCGUCCCAUAAUUAUGUCACCCUAUGCGACUAACUGUGAAGGUUUUAGGUAGGUGCUGCAUGACAAAUCGGGGUACUCCUCGUUCGCCCUGCAAUCACAAUAAAUCAGCGGAUGCGUCUUGAAAUGGCUCUACUGACAGUCUACAGAUUGCGAGUCAUCGCCUCAUAGGAUACGAGGAAAACGGAGGUUAGAGGAAUCUGAAUGCAAACUUCAUGUCGAAGAAUGGCCCGCUGACGAUGACAAACAAGGAAGGAACUGUCGCUUUGUUUGUCAAUGGGACAGGAACAGUCAUGAACAGGUGUCACCUCUAUUAUAGGGCGUAUCACUUUUCUGUUCGUUAAAUGGUACGAAGUCCGGUCGUCGGUCCAGAUUCCUUAACCUUCUUUUGAAUAGUUGUGCCUCUUUUUUUGCCCCUUCCUUCCCUUUAGAGUAAUAGGUCCCUAAUUAGCAGGGGCUUCUUGUCUGAACUUUCUUAGAAAGCUUGCUAAAAUAGAAUACUGAAAAGGGGGAAUGAGCACAUAGUUAUAAAGUUUGCUGCGAUAUAGGUAUAAAUCACCCAAGAAGGAGAAACGAUCGCUAGAACGAGGGCUUUAUUCGGCUGACGUUUCGGAUUCCUGAUUGAACACAUAAUCGGAGACCGUGGCAGAUCGCUUAAUGAUAGAUUCGAGCAGGAAUCCGAAACGUAAGACGAACGAAGUUCCUGUUCCAGUGAUCGUGUCCCCAUCUUCACGACUACCUCCUGGGACGCCUCUCUUCGUUUCUAUCGACAAACCACUUAAAUUAUGAUGCUUAAGUAGGUAUUCUACUCAGCAAUGGAGCUAUUUUUUUCUGCGCACCCAAAUGGUACUUGCUAGUCCAUUUUCAUCGCACCCACCCGCGCCAGCGUACAGUUUUCCUGAAAACAAAAUAAUGAGGCUCAAUAACGUUCAUUUCGACUUUUGAAAUAUGCGUACCUUUGAGUGACCAAACCUGAACAAACCAACUGGCUGCUUUCGUAGAUCCUAGCAUUGUUUUUUAUCCGUGUCGGUAGGGAAAUAUUUUACGGUAGUGAAGCGUUUUACGAUGAACUGAUUUACACCUGCUCUCCAAUCAGUCCUAAAAUAAAAAAACCGUUUUGCUAAUGACCACUUAAGAGGGAGCGUGUGAGCUUAUUUCAGAAAACGAUAGAAUUCCUCUCCAGAAUGCUCCAAACUUCACUGACCAGCGCAAAAAUACGAGGUCCAUUGUUAUAGAAAUCAGCAAUCGGUUAAUUUUAAACUGACAGUUUAUUGGUCAUUGGGAGGGAUCGAUGCCAUUAAAUAAGCACAAAAAAUAAAAAGGAAAAUUCGUUUAAUUCGAAUAAACAAUCAGUCUUCUGGACUAGAGCUGAAAAGUACCCAUUGGUUAUCGCAAAGUAGCAUAUGGUGUCCGAAGUUGCUAAGUCCGUUGUUUUAUCUGUGGUCAGUUUGAGUGAGGGUCACAUACCAGACAGCGAGUUUACUUGAUGUGCGUGGCUUAGAGGCAUGAGUUGAUGGAAAUAGGAAAAUAAACAUUACUGUCUCUUAGAAUAAGAUGAACCGCCUCCCACGUAAGCAUAAAAUUGGCCGUAUCCAUGUUUCGGGGAAAUCGCUCUGAAAACAAGUGAUAACGAAUUCCACAAUUUUACACUUUUCCCAAACUCCUCCCAGCGAAGGCCAGAAAGACUGCUUGGAUCCUCCGCAGGCUUCUUUACACGACGGCUCGUUGGACUUGGGACGCAGUUACGAAGUUACGUUCAGUAAUGUUUCAGCGAUUCCUCCGAGGAGUCCUGAAGAUGUUAACCCAAACUACAGCCAUAUUCAGAUGUAUCCGUAAGAAUCUCCAAACAUUCAGCACCUUUAUUUCUCGAAAUUAGCUUUUUUAUUCAGGACGCGUUUUUAUGCUUUUUCCUUGAAUUAACGAUAUUCAAGCCAUACCGGAUGGGUCACUGAGUGUACCGUUCACGAUUUGCCAACUUACGAUGACACUUUAGUGGUACUUCAAAAUAAAUGGCCGCCGCCAGCUUGUAGUACUAAAUCCCUUCUUAUCCCACAAAACGAUAUUCCACGUUCAACAACGUAGAGAAUAUCAAAGCACUCAGGCAUGUCUUUACGAGGCCCGUUGACUGGUGUUUUGAGAUGCCUUGCAGCCCAGCAAGGGCAACUUGUGUUAAAACUAAAUUUAUUUUGAUGACCUUGCUCACAACUGCGUAGUAAGUACACGGGACUUGCAACCUCACCCGGAAAUCAUGAUCCGGACACGCUUCAUGCUGUAAUUCACGCGGUGUGUCGGCGAGCCUAUGUAUGUGAUUUUCCUGUUGUCUUUAUUUAACUUUUUAUUCAAUUUAUGUAGAGCUGCAGACGGAAAAAACACUGUGGGCCGGGACAGUGGCCAGUCCAGGGUUUUUUACGCCUUCGUCUGCCAGCCAUGACAAAACUGGCAGAUGGAGGCAGGCUGAUGGAAUUUCAGUUCAAUGACCCUCCUUCCCUAACGGUUGCACUUUAUUCACGGAACCACUGCGCAGUGUCUAUGCGAAUACUUGCAUUUUAAAUCGUAGAUAUGCCCGUCUAAAAAGACGUAGCGACUGCUGACUCAGUCCGCCCUGCCUUCAUUUAGCCACCUGCGCUAUUGGUCCCCGCGCGAUCCAGUUAUUUUCGCCUAUUCAUGUUUCGGCAAGAUCCUAUUUUGUGGCAGUGUCUGUUUGGAGUUAGGAGUUGGGGUAGUGGUUGGGACUAGGGUUUGGGCUGGGGCUUGUUUACUGCAGGUGCGGCGGCGAAAUAAGAUCUGACCCAUGGUUCGUACCGUUAGAGUCAACGCUUACCUUUUCUGAGUAGUCAAAUCAAUCGUUGAGCACCAAUUCCCCCUUAUAUUUGUAGACAAAGCAUCGAAAUUGCACGCAGUGAUCUCCGAUAGGCAGGGCUCUUUAAGGACAUUGCUCACUAAAUGCUCAGUCAACCCACUGCGGUUCCUUAAUACUCACAAAAGUAUCGGGGUCAUUCUGAGGGUAUACGAAGAACAUGCAAAAGACCCAUUCAGGCAAGCUGCCGUGCCUAUUGGUCCAAGAAAAUAUUGCCUAGACAAAACAGAGCUUAAUUAAGGAAAUAUGCUAUAUAUAAACACAACAUAUCUUGCAUUUGCCUAUCAUCUUACGGUUUCAUAAGUGCAGAUAAGUUUUCCAACGAUAUCUGCGAUGCGCAGGCGGUGUAAUAGGCCACAUUCAUCGAGAUUUUGGACCAUUUUACUGGAUGGUAUUCGAUCUUAGAGUCAUAGCAACCCGUACCGCGCUCACAUAUUGAAAAACGGCAGUUGAAGUGAGGGCUUACACUAAGCAUAAUUUUCGGCAAGGGUGUGGGCUGUAACCCCCUUGAGAGGACCGUAAUUAGCCACAAACCCAGCGUCAACCAUGACCAUGCCUUCAAGAGGAAAUCUUCAGCUCGUACGCAUUUAGUGAAAACUCGGACGUAAUCAUAACCUUAAGUCAAGGCAUAAAAACCUCGCCCUAAUCCUAAUCACUAGAAUAGCCCAACUCACGCCACUUCUAAUCGACGCUCAAGCUCCAACCUUAAACUCCAAACGGGCAAAAUUCGGCAAAUUCGCAUCCUGCAUAACCUCUAUUACAACCUCCUGCCAGGCAAACCGUUAUGAAGCACAUCCAACUACGCGAGGUAAGAAGAUAGGCUCUUGAGCAACCACCCAGGGGGGCUUACAUACUCCAACCUUACCUGGUUGUCAACUACACUAGGCAAGAGGGGUUCAGUUUUCCACCUCUGAAAGGGAGUUUAUACGAUUUUUCCGUCGUUGGUCCGGAACCUUAGGAAAAUUCUGUCGAUUUUCGCACUUCUUUGACCGACUCCCCGAAGCGGCCUCCCCUAGCUGUGUCGAAAGCGUCCGACCUGCACGUGACGAAAGUACUGAUUGGCCAGUCGCAAGAGCGGAACAAUAGCUCCGGCAGACAGCACGACGAAGUUCAUUUCAAGCUCUAUGCCUAACUUGUUGGUGAAUUUGAGCUCUGCAAACGACAGAAUCGGCAUUUUGGAAGACCGUUUAUCCCCCCGGGCGCCCUGCAGUGGUCUAGACAGAUGCGUGCCAGCGUGCGUCCCUCCUGUGACAGCUGAUGCAGGUUUGUAACAAGGUCAACAGGCGGGUAAGCGUUUGGAGAGCUUACGGGCAUGGCACUUCCGGACAGUUGCUGUCGGUGUAGAAGCUGGAGGCACAGACGUACUCGCAGCACUUGAAAAGACUUGGAAUGCAGGUCAAGUGCGAGGACAGUCACAGCACCAUCACAGCUGCCACACACACGUACACACUUCAGGCGGCUGUUCACCAGGGUAACCAAAGCUGGACUAGGUCAGCUUGUAACCCCCACGGUUUGGCGUGUUUUAAUCUGUGAUUGGAAUGAACCUGCGGUCCUGUUCGGACGUGACUUGCAAUUUCAGAAACAUUCUGGUGGGCCAUCCGCUAACAUUGGCUGACUCUGGCAGCUAGUCCUAAACUUAAUGCGGGCUUUCGACUGCAACAAGGCCGACCCUGUUGCGUUAUGUGUCAUCUUACCUCACCAUAUACUAUUUUAUUUAAGCGCCUUGAUUUUCCGACAGAUUUUCUGGUGGGCGUGAAGCAUGUCGGCUCUAUUCACUGGGAGACAGCAUGAGGGCUUCUGAUCGCUUCUAAAUACCUAUAUAAAAUUGGAAUUAACGUCAAUUACAUAGAAAGACACCUCUGAAGCGCGUUAGAGACCAUCUGAUUCAACCAGAAUUCUAAAAAAAUAAGUAAGUAUUCUUACGACUUUUCCCUUGGACCCCAAGAUUUAUUCACCCAUUAAUGAAUAGCACCUUUUUCCAGAAGGUCUGGAGGGAAAUUUUAGUUGAUCAGAAGAAGAAGCGAUCGCUGGAACAAUGGCUUUAUUCACCUGACGUUUCGGAUUCUCUCUUGAAUCCAUCAUCAGAGAGAAUCCGAAACGUCAGGCGAAUAAAGCCAUUGUUCCAGCGAUCGCUUCUUCUUCUGAUCAACUAGUUCCUGGAACUCGCAUUUUCGCUUUUAUCGGAAAUUUCAGCACUCCAACGAGCGGCAUGAUUGUUAAAUUUGUUCCAACUCCUGCUAGGCCCUCUCGCACAACGGACAAAUAUUCCAUCCUGCCUAUCAUCAAUGAAGUUAAAUUUUCUCUGACUAAUUUCCACAUAAAACGCCCUAUCCACCUCGGCGAGCCUGUCGGAAUAUCCGACCGGCAACCCACGCUUGCUUGUCACCCUUCAAACCCGGUUUCACCUAGGUUUCUUCCUACUAGUACGCCAAAAGUAUGGAUGAGUAAAGAUAGUUAGUAAUUCGACAGGACGUCGAGAGGCUUGUCGACUUAUGAUCACAGUAAAUUCUAUUUUGGCUGAAACUGUAGCUAUCUUAAACUAUUCAUCCCGUGAAAUAUUGGGAAACGAACGCUUCAGCGAGCGAGUAUUCAGGAAUAACUGCAAACAGAAACGUCACCAAGCGAAUGAGCGUUGUUCAUAAAAGCAUUUUUCCCGUCCCGUAGCUGCAGAAAAAGAUGACUUUGUGCGACAGCUGUAAAAGCGGGCCGACCUCCGGAGGUGAGGAGGAUGCAUGUGAGAAGUCCGGCUCGUCUGGUGGACCAGCAGAGUAUUCUGACAUUCGCAGAUCACGACUACGCCUUUAUUAUAUCACAAAACAACUUAACCAACCCCGGCUCCUGGAGCAGGUCGAGAGAUGCACCCGUUUUCUUCAACCUCUUGCAAUAUCUCGGGGACCCAGCAUCCCCUAAAAGCUCUAGACUGCACAUACUUAAAUUUUUACACAGCCGUCUUGCAAAAAAGUGGCCGAGAAUGUCAUUAUCACAGUCGUAGAAAUAUCCGUACGACACAAAUCAAAAACUCUCAUGAGCAUGUACACUUUGAUUGAGCAGUUUCGACUAAAAGCAGACAGAGCCCUCUGUCUAUUUCGUCUUUGUAUGUACGCAUUGCUCCUGAAAGAUCUAGCUUGGCACUAUUACAUUUCCGAAGGUUAGGAAAUAAUAUUCGACAAUUUUUUCGUCCGGCUAACAAAGUGAAGUUGUAAUUAGGUUAGUGUAUGCUCACUGGUCAAUCAUUUUUUUGUUUGAGUCGUCUUACAUAGUCGGAGACAGAAAGGAAAGGACGCGGACUUAUUGCUCUUUGCUCGGCUCGAUUCUACGUCCCCUGGGUAUGGAAAAUCUUCCACCCCACACAACCCCAAUUUACAGUUAUACUUUAUAUUCCAUGUUUUGGUACAAAAUGGAGUGGUCAGUUGGGCCAGCGAUUAUGCAGAACUGGGCGAGGACAUUUGAAGGCUUUAAUGGGAACAGGGAGACGAGGACCACAACAUUUGUUCGCGAAGAGAAAACAGCUACUGUAUAAACGCCAGGGUGGACUUCCAGUUAGGCCAUCAAUUGGCAAUCCGACCGUCGCGAAUGAUAUUCAUAGUGUGCCCUAUCGCAUGAUGCGAGUUGUUUAUAACGAUGGAACACCGGCGCAGCGUCUACAGCCUCCCCCUCCUCUUCUUCUUCUUCUUCUUCUUCGCCCGUCUAAGCCGAAUAUCACAACGGAGUCAGGAAGACCGGGGGUGGGAUCGGUUGCAGUGGCUGAUAGUCGUGAAGAAAGAGACACCACCGCUGGGGCAAGAGCCUUAUUUGCCUGAAGCUUCGGAUUCCUGCUCGAACCCAUCAGCAGAGACAAAGGCUGAUACGGGUGGUUCAUGCACAAGGGGCUGUAGUAUUUAUAGGGUGCAGUCGCCAUGCUACCGCAUACCUAUGAGCAUUCACGGAUCCCCCCUGCAUCCUGGAUCGUUGCACUUGGUGUGCUGACUGUUUGAUGGUCGACUUUCGCGUCGUCAGUUGCUGCAACUUCACCACGUGCGUUGGAUAUUGCUGUGCUGAUGGCUCGACCACCUGAAUCACCGAUCCUGGCGUUGGGAAGAGUAAUCAACUGUGCUUUUUUAAUGGGCGUGCUGUCUACUUAAGGCGUGUCCUACUCCAGUCAGUUCUCCCCCCCCCCCUGCUGGUCCAGCGCGUCUACCGAGCAAACAACAGUUUUGCUGACAUUCUGUUUUUAACGGUGACCCCAGCGACUACGCAAACCGGUUUUGUAAGGACAGAAAGUACUUCCAUGGCCACAGCUGUUUCAACCGCCUGGAGGUGUUUGCAUAUAACCUGAUGCGCCUUCUGUACUUCAGAUUAUCGCCCAUUGUAAUUAUGCAUACAUGUAAUUAACCAUACUGCUUAACGUUAACCUAUCAUGAUGGGUCGAAAAGGAUUAAAUGGGUGCCCGUAAUGAUUCAUAGAUGAAAUUUCAGCUUCUCUGUUUCUGCGUGGCGAAAAAUUACUAGAAGAGUACACAUUUUGGUCUGAAUUAAUUACCAUGCAAUUUUAUUUGACCCAGCGUGAUUAUCAGUGAACUAGCGCCGACUUCUAAUGGAUAAAUAUCUGGCUCCAAAUAGAAGAAAGAAAUAUAACUACAAUUUGUCCGCCCUAACAGUUUUUCCACAGAAAAGGCGACCUGUUGUGAGCGAGAACGAAACUUGAGGCUGUUAGUUAAUCAUCUAAUUCCGGAAAACGCAGCCAUCUUGCGAAUAGAUCAGAUCCUCGUACGUCAACAGCUCAUUUAAUCAGUAAUCACGCCGAAAAUGCAUGCAUAAUUUUACGGAAUUGAAAGUCUAACGCCCACUGACCAGAUCGUUCGAGUUUCUUAGGCGUCACCCUUCUAGCGCGACGCGCGAACGCCGAGUAACAUCCAGCACAUAGACAUAAACUACUGUCUUCCACGGCAUAAGCGCAAACAAGGGUUCCUGCUGCCUAUUUAACGGUCAACAGGCAUGAGAGCGCCGAACGACAUUUGUCAGUCAGAAGAAAUUUAACAAGUCAGGUUUUCAAAUAUAUCCCUUGAAAUAAAUUAGUAUCUAACGUGUGCUAAAACCGUUUUACCUCGCAUUUGACAUUGAAUUCCAGUGUUGUCGAGGUAUUUUUCGUUUCUAACUCGCUAGUCCCACAUUUGUAAAACCUUUUUUAUCCUCCGGAGGAUUAGAAAUAUAAAAAAACUCUUCUAAUCGUUCAUCACUUCUUCUUUUAGGUCAAGAUUUGGUUUCAGAAUCACCGCUACAAGAUCAAAAGGGCCGGCUGUAUUUAUAGCCCCAGUAAGGAGAAGCCACCGCGCAUGCAGCUUUUCAAUGCCCGAAAGGCGACAUGUCGUGCAAUGACCUCCUACAAAAAGCGCUCCUCCAUUCCGGCCUUGAGGGUACACUAUGGACAGGCCGUAGUCACUGACUCGCGCCAAUGCAAGGACCGUCAACCGCCAGCCCAGAAAAUCCCGCGUUUCAUGUCGGUCCGUCGGAGGCUACCAGCCGGGGAAGCUGACACGGACAGAACCACAGACCCCCUAUUUCAUGAUCUGCGGGGCGAACCCUGCAGUGCGACCACUGGUGAUGGCGACGCCACCUUGGAACUCCCCUUGAUCACCACCCAGUGGCCCCAAUUGUCGCAGAAGACGACCGACUUUGCCUCCUUUAGCACCAGCCUACUCACACCUCCCCUCUCUCUCCUUCUUCCGGAAUUCCUCACCGCAAUUUGUCAGUCUAGUUCCUAA
This is a messenger RNA of Spirometra erinaceieuropaei, 9639 nucleotides long. NCBI's taxonomy places the organism in Eukaryota, Metazoa, Platyhelminthes, Cestoda, Diphyllobothriidea, Diphyllobothriidae. The record is from the annotation of a GenBank genome assembly.